Molecule: messenger RNA, 1404 nt
Organism: Macrosiphum euphorbiae (potato aphid)
Lineage: Eukaryota; Metazoa; Arthropoda; Insecta; Hemiptera; Aphididae
Source: the annotation of a GenBank genome assembly
AUGCACAAUCUGUCCCAAAGACUGACAUUUGGCUUGUUGUUAUUACUGUUGGCAGAUAUAAUAUGGAUAAUGUCAUCAAAAUUCAUUAACUAUGUUCCUUACAAAACUGAUGAUUACAAAAAGCCAUUCUUUUUUGCCUAUACUAAAGCAUCGAUAUUUACUCUUUACUUUUUGGUAUAUAUAAUAUUUAAGGAAUUACGGAAACCUUGUGGAAACCAAACUAAUUAUAUGUUUGUUAAUUUUGAUACAAUCGAAAAUGGUGAUGAUGAUGAAGAAGAUGACAAUGUAUUUACUGAUGAAACUGAAAGAUUAAGCACAGCAAGUUAUGUUCCCAUCAAAAAUCCUAGUUUGACUUCUGGUACAGAGAGUGAUGAUUCUGGAACUGUUAAGCCAAAUAAUAAAGUUGUUCGAUUUAACAAAGUUGCUGAGGUUAGACAUUUAUCUGAAACAGAAGCUACAGAAGCAUUAAUGGCUCGUUUAUCAUAUGCUGCUACAUUAAGAGCACGAGAAAUUUGUCGUUUAUCAAGGCAAUUAUUAAAUCUUCACCAAACUGCAAAGCUAGCUUUCACAGUAGCUCCGCUUUGGGGUGUUGCUAAUUUAUUACAUCAAGUGUCUAUGGUUUACAUGGAACAUACCCUAGUGUCUGUUGUAUUGUCCACAACUAGCUUUUUCACUCUUCUGCUAUCCCUAUUUUUUGUUACACCUUCGACAGAUCGCUUUACGGUCGCUAAAUUAAUAACUGUAUUAUUCAGCAUAACUGGAAAUGUUAUAAUUACAUUACCUGAUUCUCAUUUUAGUUUUAGUGAAAUUAAUGUUGGAUUUGCAUUAUCCUUAUGCAGUGCUAUUUUUUAUGCAUUGAAUAUUGUUACAUUACGAUCUUGGGUAGAUCACGAAGACAAAUUAGAUAUCAUAUUGUACUUUGGGCUUGUUGGUCUAUUUAAUGUUCUUAUGUUCUGGCCGUUGUUCAUUUUUCUUCAUUAUUUUGAACUUGAAACCUUUGAAUGGCCUAAUAAACAACAAGCAAUAUCACUGUUCAUAAAUGGAGUUGUAAAAGCAACAUUGCCUGAAGUCAUAUGGUUAUGGGGAUGUUUGCUGACAUCAUCAAUUAUAGCAACAAUGUCUAUAGGAUUGACUAUUCCAAUGUCUUUAAUACUAUCUGGCAUCUCCAGUCAAAACAAGUCUGAUUAUGAGCGAUUUUUGUUACCAUCAUUUUAUUUAGGUUUAGUUCCUACAACUUUCUCUUAUUUUUCUCUAAUUUGGUUAACACACCGAUUUAAUUAUAAUCAAAAUGAAUACAAUUGUCUAAGCCGUUGCCAGAGAAAAAAUUUAAUUAGGCUUAGAGAUAGUGAUGCUGAACAAGCAGAAUCUCUUAUACAAAUUCACGAAACAGACAAAGAAGUAUGA